CCGGAAGAGCAGCUGGAGAGCAGUCCUCAAGCUCUGUCUGUGCUAAGUAUAGGACAGCCAGCUAUGCCACUUUAGCCUAGAACCACCCCCAAGUCCUGGAGCACACUGGCACUUGAACUGAAUUUCCAGGCAAAAUGAACAUUCAGGAGUAUUUUGGAAGAAUAUCUUACAACAAGCCCCAUAAGGAUGCAGACUUGCAAACUCUGACAGCCAUCUUCCAGCAUCACAUCCAGAGCAUUCCUUUUGAGAACCUCAGCAUGCACUGUGGGGAGCCCAUCGAACUGGAUUUGCAGGCUAUUUACAAUAAGAUUGUGAGAAAGAAACGUGGUGGAUGGUGCCUGGAAACUAACUACCUCCUCUUCUGGGCCCUGCAAGAAUUAGGGUAUGACAUCUGUAUUCUUGGUGCAAACAGCUAUGAACCAGCAGAGAAGGGAUAUGAUGCUCAGAUAAACCAUAUCCUGCUGAAGGUGGUGAUCAAGGGAGAGCCCUACAUAGUAGAUGCUGGGUUUGGUGGUGCCUACCAGAUGUGGCAGCCGCUGAUGCUGAUUUCUGGGAAGGACCAACCCCAGGCUCCUGGCAUUUUCCGCUUCACGGAAGACAACGGCACCUGGUACUUGGAGAAAGUCAAAAGGAAGCAUUACAUUCCUGAGCACAGCAAGAAUGACUUCCCUCAUACUCCGGAACUGGGGAAUAUAAGAAAAAUACAUAAAUUUACCCUCGAGCCACGGCAUAUAGAUGACUUCCAGGAGCUAAAUGCAUACCUGCAAGUGUCUCCAGAUAACCUCCUUCGGAAGAAGUCAAUCUGCAGUCUCCAAACCACCAGUGGGGUCCUUGCCUUAGUUGGAUGGACCCUCACUGAGAUGAAGUACAACUACACAGAGGACAUGGACCUGGUGAACAUCACAACCCUUGAAGAUGAAGAGGUUGAGAAAACACUGAAAGAUAAAUUCAGUAUAGAACUGGAGAACAAACUCGUACCAGUAAAUGUUCGUGGCUUGCCACCUAAUUUAGUGGAUAAGAUCUAACUGUAACACUGUGCUAGAUGGAUCUUUAAAUAGCCAAGAGGAAAAUUCUAAAAUUAACAUUAAUUACAAUAAUCUCAUUUUUAACUCGAGGUAGUCACAAAACUUGGUAAAUUCCAGUACAUUGCUAAUUAACUGCAUAUAUCAAUUGCAUAUUUUUUAUUAAACCUCUCCUUCUUUAGAAACCAAGACAUCUUACUAGCUCUGUUUUGCUCAUAUGGAAGUUGGUUUUUGACUCCUUAACUUUUUGUUCACCUUCUCAAGAACUCAUUUUAUUGCAGACAUAUUU
This is a messenger RNA of Camarhynchus parvulus, 1311 nucleotides long. RefSeq names its product arylamine N-acetyltransferase, liver isozyme-like. The record is from RefSeq and is a predicted model, not a curated record. Gene Ontology annotation, molecular function: acetyltransferase activity. The transcript is spliced from 2 exons. Lineage: Eukaryota; Metazoa; Chordata; Aves; Passeriformes; Thraupidae. The coding region runs from base 135 to 1025 and encodes 296 amino acids.